This is a messenger RNA of Fusarium proliferatum ET1, 1029 nucleotides long. RefSeq names its product putative DIM1-rRNA (adenine-N6,N6-)-dimethyltransferase. Bases 1 to 1029 code for a protein of 342 amino acids. Gene Ontology annotation, cellular component: mitochondrial matrix. The transcript has a single exon. Lineage: Eukaryota; Fungi; Ascomycota; Sordariomycetes; Hypocreales; Nectriaceae. Gene Ontology annotation, molecular function: rRNA (adenine-N6,N6-)-dimethyltransferase activity. The record is from RefSeq and is a predicted model, not a curated record. Gene Ontology annotation, biological process: rRNA methylation.
AUGCCGAAAUCGUCAGAUAGCAGGCGCGGUGGUGCCCGCAAGGGGCCAUACGAUAAGCCUGAACGCAAGAACAUUUUCAAGUACAACACAAAUAUUGGCCAGCACAUCUUGAAGAACCCUGGCAUCGCCGAUAUGAUUGUCGCAAAGGCAAACCUCAAACCCACCGACACCGUCCUCGAGAUCGGUCCUGGAACCGGCGUCCUCACGACACGCAUUCUAGAACAAGCUAAAGCGGUCAAGGCCGUAGAGCUCGACAUUCGCAUGGGAGCCGAGUUAACAAAAAGAGUCCAAGGCAAGCCCGAGCAGCAAAAGUUGGAAAUUAUCAUGGGCGAUUUCGCCAAAUUGGAUCUUCCGGAAGCACUCCCACCAUUCGACGUUUGCAUUAGCAAUACCCCGUACCAGAUUUCGUCCAUCAUUAUCUCCAAGCUGAUUUCUCUCCCUCGGCCUCCUCGCGUCAGCAUUCUUAUGGUCCAGCGAGAAUUUGGACUACGGUUAUGCGCUCGACCUGGCGAUUCCUUAUACUCUCGCCUUUCAGUCAACACACAAUUCACCUCCAAAGUCGCCCUGAUUGCCAAGGUCGGCAAGAACAACUUCUCGCCGCCACCCGAAGUCGAAUCCGUUGUCGUGAGACUUGAGCCACGACCAGAAGUGCCUGCCGCCAACAUACAGGAGCUGGACGGCAUGCUACGUAUCUGUUUCUCAAGGAAAAACAAGACUCUACGAGCGAGCUUCAUCGAUUCAGAGGAGCUCUGCCAGCGAAAUUGGAUCACUUGGGCGGCUAUGGAUCCCGAGAAAGUCAGCGAGCAAGAUUUGCAGUUCUUCCGUGACAGCGAAGAUACAAUAGACGCUCACCAGUCUGUGUGUGGAAUUCCCGUUAGCAAGGCCACUCUCAAGAGCUUCAUUCGGAGCAAGAUUGAGCAUGUCCUUGAGAAGACUGAACUCUCUGAAGCACGAUCAGCCAAGUGUGACGAAAACGACUUCUUACGGCUUCUUUUGGCGUUCCGCGAGAACAACAUUUAUUUCACAUAA